Molecule: messenger RNA, 6195 nt
Organism: Danio rerio (zebrafish)
Lineage: Eukaryota; Metazoa; Chordata; Actinopteri; Cypriniformes; Danionidae
Source: RefSeq, a predicted model, not a curated record
UUCGAAGUUAACUGACUCUCCGGGGUGUUUCAACAGGAAGGCGGACAUGUUGGUCGGGCAGUGGGAGAAAAUCGGGCACCCUCUAUAUUUUUUUCUCCUUUUUGAAUAACAGCAUCGAUUGAAAGCUUGAUGUAUCCGUUUAGCUACGGCUUCGUGGAUUACAUACAUGUUGGGAAAGUACAAACCGGCGCGCGGAAUAGAGGAGGUUUAUCGCCGAAGGACUCGUAAAGGAUCGUUUUAACCAGGAUCUUGUUUUAACUGAUCGAAAUUUUCGUAAGGCGAAGUUUUGUCUCUGUCUCUCGCCACUUCUCACUUUGCAGCUGUCAGACUCGCUCGGCCUGGCGAGCAUUUAUGGACGGAGGCCUGGAGAAACUUCGUUUCUUAUGGCCGCAUGCUAACUCUGCACCGUUUAUUUCACGUCUUCAGUGUUUUGUUGCGGGGAUGUGAUCAGUUUGCGUGUUUUAAACGAGCCCCUCAUAUCUCCCGAAGCUAAAUUAGCUUAGCGCAGUAUACGUUAAUCUGUUGCUGCCGCUUUUUGUGUGUUGCCAAGUUGUCAUGGACUAAUCCGACACCUUGUCUUGUCGUUGUUGUUGUUUUGUGUGGAAAAUGUGGCUUUUCGUCCCCUCUCGGUGUUGUGUACGUUUCAGCGAGAGCGAAAAUGAGGCAGUAAGGCACAAAACGCUGCUUUGAUCAAACUGCUGCUUAUUGCUUUUGUGAGGGCAGAGGAAGUUAGCGAGUUCAUUUGCUAAUCUAGCCAGUAAACUCGCAUCUCUUUGCACUCGACUGAAUCAAACCCCCCAUCCGAUCAGUUAUGGAGAUGUCUAUUGGAGAAAGUUUGACAGCUCGUUUCGAGAAGAUCGAUGCUAUGCUGAAGGAUCCCAAAUCAGAGGUCAACACAGACUGUCUGCUGGACAGUUUGGACGCGCUGGUUUAUGAUCUGGAUUUUCCGGCCCUGAGGAAAAACAAAAGCAUAGAUGACUUCUUAAAAAGAUAUAAGGACACGAUCAGCAAAAUACGGGAGCUUCGCAUGAAAGCAGAGGACUAUGAAGUGGUAAAGGUCAUAGGAAGAGGCGCGUUUGGAGAAGUACAACUGGUGAGGCACAAAGCCACGAGGAAAGUCUACGCCAUGAAGCUGCUCAGCAAGUUUGAGAUGAUCAAGAGGUCCGACUCGGCUUUCUUCUGGGAAGAGAGAGAUAUCAUGGCCUUUGCUAACAGUAAUUGGGUAGUACAGCUGUUUUAUGCAUUCCAAGACGACCGCUACCUCUACAUGGUAAUGGAGUAUAUGCCCGGUGGAGACCUGGUCAACCUCAUGAGCAACUAUGAUGUGCCGGAAAAGUGGGCACGCUUCUACACUGCGGAGGUUGUGCUGGCGCUGGACGGCAUCCACUCCAUGGGCUUCAUUCACAGGGACGUAAAGCCAGACAACAUGUUGUUAGACAAGUCCGGCCACUUAAAGCUGGCUGACUUUGGCACCUGUAUGAAAAUGAACAAGGACGGGAUGGUACGAUGUGACACGGCAGUAGGAACUCCAGACUAUAUUUCUCCAGAGGUACUGAAGUCUCAGGGAGGAGACGGUUAUUAUGGCCGCGAGUGUGACUGGUGGUCUGUCGGGGUCUUCCUUUAUGAGAUGCUUGUUGGUGACACGCCGUUCUAUGCUGACUCUUUGGUGGGAACCUACAGCAAGAUCAUGAAUCACAAGAACGCCUUGACCUUCCCUGAAGACAGCGACAUCUCGAAGGAUGCAAAAAGCCUUAUCUGCGCUUUCCUCACCGACAGGGAGGUGCGGUUAGGGCGCAAUGGAGUCGAUGAGAUCAAGCGGCAUGGUUUUUUCAAGAACGACCAGUGGACAUGGGAGAACAUCAGAGAGACGGCUGCCCCAGUUGUGCCGGAGUUAAGCUGUGACACUGACACCAGCAACUUUGACGACAUUGAGGAGGAUCGAGGGGAGGAGGAAACCUUCCCCAUUCCCAAAGCAUUUGUAGGCAACCAACUUCCAUUUGUAGGCUUCACCUACUACAGCAAUAACCUGUUUUCUCAGGAAUCAACUAUAAAGACAAGUGACAAACGCAGCUCGACAAAAGAAGAUAAGAGUCUCUUGGAGAAUCUUCAGAAGAGGAUAUAUCAGCUCGAAGAACAAGUUCACAGUGAGAUGCAGCUGAGAGAUGAGAUGGAGCAGAAGUGCAGGGCGUCCAAUACAAAGCUAGACAAGAUAAUGAAAGAGUUAGACGAGGAGAGUAACCUAAGGAAGAGUGUUGAGGCUAACAUGUCAAUACUGGAGAAAGACAAGAUCAUGAUCCAGCACCGAGCAACUGAAUAUCAAAGGAAAGCUGACCAGGAGGCUGAAAAGAGAAGAAAUCUGGAAAACGAAGUAUCAACGCUGAAGGAGCAGCUGGAAGACUUGAGGAAAAUCAGUCAAAACAAUGACAAGAUCGCCCAGCUGCAGAACCAACUGGGGGAAGCCAACGAUCUUCUGCGCGCUGAGUCAGACACAGUGAUGCGCCUGAGGAAGAGCCACACAGAAAUGGGCAAGACUAUGAGCCAGCUGGAGAGCAUAAACCGGGAGCUGCAGGAGAAGAUUCGCGCCGCAGAAAGUGUCAAACAACAGCUGGAGAAAGAGCUGCUGCAGCUGCAGACCACGCUGGACACCGAGAGACGGAGCUGCAGCCAAGGCUCAGAGGAGAUCCGAGAACUGCAAGUUCGUAUCAUGGGUCUACAGGAGGACAAUAAGAACUUGAAGCAAAGUCUGACUAAAGUGGAAACGGAGAGGAAACAUGUUCAGGAAAGAUGUAAUAUUCUUGAAAAGGAGAAGAACAGUCUGGAAAUUGACCUCAACUAUAAGCUGAAGACUCUACAGCAGCGGCUCGAUCAGGAGUUAACGGAGCACCGCAUCACAAAGGCGCAACUCACAGACAAAUACGAGUCUAUCGAGGAGUCAAAGUCAGCUGCUAUGCAUGCGGUGGAGCAGAAGGUGUCUGAGGAAACCACGCUGCGCAUGCGGGCUGAGAGCCGGGUGGUGGAGGUGGAGAAACAGUGCUCCAUGCUGGAGUUUGACCUCAAGCAGUCCGUACAGAAGAUGGAGCAGCUGAUGAAGCAGAAGGAGAGGCUGGAGGAUGAGGUGAAGGAUCUGCGGGUGCAGCUGGAGCAGGAGACAGGGAAGCGUGUGAUGUCCCAGAACGAGCUGAAAAACUGGAAGAUGGAUUCAGAGCGACUGAAAGGGACAGAGAAGCAACUCAAACAGGAGAUCAACGCUGCCCUGGAGAACAAACGCUCGGUGGAGUUCCAGCUGGCGCAGCUCACCAAGCAGUACAGGGGAAAUGAGGGUCAGAUGAGGGAACUUCAGGACCAGCUGGAGGCUGAGCAGUAUUUCUCAACACUCUAUAAAACUCAGGUGAAGGAGCUAAAGGAUGAGAUCGAGGAGAAGAAUCGACAAACUCAAGAGGCUCUCAAAAGAGUCCAGGACCUGAACUCAGAGAAGGAGUCUCUGUCGGCUCAGCUGGACCUCACCAUGACCAAGGCCGAGUCGGAGCAGCUGGCACGAGCGCUGCAGGAGGAGCAGUAUGUCGAGCUCUCGCAGGAGUACAAGAAGGCCGUGUCCCGGUACAAACAGGAGAUCUCGGAGAAAGACUCCACCAUCUCUCAGCUUGAGGAUUCCAAUAAAACCCUUACCAAAGAUGUGGAGAUCCUCAGUAAAGAGAAGACUGAAUUUAACGAGAGAAUCCAAGCUCAAGAACAAGAGUUUGCAGCAGAGAGAGAGGAGCUGACAAACUCAAUAAAGGCAAAUUACGAGAAGGCCCUUAAUAUUGAACGAACUCUGAAGACCCAGGCGGUGAAUAAGCUGGCGGAGAUUAUGAACCGUAAGGACAUGAAGGACCAGAAGAAGCGAGGCAGCACCACCGACCUCCGCAAGAAGGAGAAGGAGAACCGCAAACUCCAGCUGGAGCUCAACCAGGAGAAGGAGAAGUUCAACCACAUGGCCUUCAAGUACCAGAAGGAGCUCAACGAGAUGCAGGCGCAAUGGGCAGAGGAGUGCACGUAUCGCAAUGAGCUGCAGAUGCAACUGGACAGCAAAGAGAGUGACAUCGAGCAGCUCAGAGAGAAACUGAAUGACUUGCAGCUCCGUGUGGACAAUUCCAGCGUCACCAGCCUGCAGCCGGACGAGCUGGACAGCAACAUCGCUGAAUCCAGGCUUGAAGGCUGGCUCGCAAUACCUAAUAGAGCUAAUAUUAAAAGAUAUGGCUGGAAAAAACAGUAUGUUGUGGUGAGCAGUAAAAAAAUCCUCUUUUACAAUGACGAGCAGGACAAGGAGCAGUCCAAUCCCUCUAUGGUACUAGAUAUUGAUAAACUUUUCCAUGUGCGUCCUGUCACACAAGGUGACGUUUACCGAGCAGAGACUGAUGAAAUCCCAAGAAUAUUCCAGAUCCUGUAUGCUAAUGAAGGCGAAUGCCGGAAGGAGACAGAUGUGGAGAGUGUUCCUCAGGGAGAUAAAGCCAACUGUUUGCCCCACAAAGGCCACGAGUUCAUCCCAACGCUCUACCAUUUCCCCACUAACUGCGAAGCUUGCUCCAAACCCCUGUGGCACGUGUUUAAGCCUCCGCCAGCCCUCGAGUGCCGCCGCUGCCACGUAAAGUGCCAUAAAGAUCACCUGGACAAGAAGGAGGACAUGAUCACCCCUUGCAAAGUGAACUAUGACGUGACGUCGGCUAGAGAUAUGCUACUUCUGGCUUUGUCUCAAGACGAGCAGAAGAAAUGGAUCGGUCAUCUAGGCAAGAAGAUUCCCAAGACUCCACCAUCCACCUUCGCACGGCAGUCUCCUCGAUCAAUGUCCGUUCGUUCCGGAGCCAACCAGUCCUUCCGCAAAAACCCCAAAAAUGUCCCAGGAAAGCCCAGCAGGGCACAGUCCAUUCUCCAGGCUGCAGACACAACCUCCAGCACAUGCUGACCACAUCAUUCAGCUUCCCAACACCUUUACUGUGCAAUGCUGUAGUCCAGCGCUCCAUCUGUUAGAUUGAGGCUUAACUGUGGGGACUUUUAUUUUGGAGGACUCUUCUUUUCUUAUGACUUUCUUGAACCGGCAAAUUCUUUCCUUUGAAAACUUUACCAGUGUUUGGGCAACGGGCUAUAUGCACAGCAAUAGUUUUCAGGCACCCGUAAGGUUAAUGUGGCUAUUUUCAGUUUCACUAGGUUACUUUUACAGCAUCAUUUCAUUCAAAUACAAGCAGUUAAAUUGAUUUAAGCAUUGAUUUUGUUGUUUAGGCGUGAAAUUAGAUGAAAAGCCAUGUAUAGAAGUGCUGUCAGUAGCAGCAGGCGAGCACUAUAACUCCAUUGAAAAUAGUGUGGUAAAAUAAAUGUCCAUAUUUUAAAGAUUUAAUUGAAUUUAAUGCAGUUUAAGAUGCGCUUUUCUAUCGUAUCUCAAUCAGACAGUGAUUGCUGAUUUUUAAACAAACUAGAUCUUAAAUGUGGUGAGUUUAUAAUGGCAUGACAGUUCACAGGAAGUGCUUUUGCUGGCUGACUGAAAAUUAAAAGUCCCUGUGCAUAUACCCCAUUCAGAGGGACUUUACUUGAGCUGGACUGAGGCUCUGUGGGCUUUCCCGCUCUUAAGUUAUUUUCAUCUGCAAGAAAAGACGCUCUUGACUUGGGAAUUGGCAUUCAGUAAACUUUAAUGUAGACAAAUAUCUGACUAGAGUGUCAAUUUAAUACAAGCUUAUCAAAGUUUCUCUGUCUUCAUCCUUCUAUGAUGGUAUGAAGAGGUGAUGUUCAUGAAAUCUGAUGGAAGUAUUUUGACAUGAAGUAAAUGGAGCGACUUUGUUGACAGCUUGACUGUUUGAUUUGUUAUUAAGUACACCUUGCUGAGUGUGAAUAUAUCUGCUUCUGUAUCAGUCAGGACGUAACAACACAAUAUAACUAUUUUGACGGCUAAUUUGUAUCAUUCAUAUAUUUAGGAUGCAUCACGCAUCUGCUCAUAUCUAGUGAUGAGGCAAAGUUAGUGUCGGCCUUCUUGUUUACUUUAUUCUUAUUAAAAAUUAUAUUUACAUGUGAGUUAUCUAGAGCUGUGACAAAAACAGCUUGAAAUCGAUUCUGCGUGAGACUUUCAAAAUGCAUCUCUGAUUACUCUUUGAGUUUUUAACUGCGGACUUCACUCUAGGCUAGUUUUUAACAGCGAACGGCGCUCUAGGCUAGUUUUUAACAGCAGACGGU